This is a messenger RNA of Hypoxylon trugodes, 2236 nucleotides long. RefSeq names its product GNS1/SUR4 membrane protein. Gene Ontology annotation, biological process: sphingolipid biosynthetic process; fatty acid elongation, polyunsaturated fatty acid; very long-chain fatty acid biosynthetic process. Bases 707 to 1735 code for a protein of 342 amino acids. Gene Ontology annotation, cellular component: endoplasmic reticulum membrane. Lineage: Eukaryota; Fungi; Ascomycota; Sordariomycetes; Xylariales; Hypoxylaceae. The record is from RefSeq and is a predicted model, not a curated record. The transcript has 4 exons. Gene Ontology annotation, molecular function: fatty acid elongase activity.
AAGUAUCCAUAUACAAUGCACGCGCCAGGGUUAAUUGUAUUGUACAUAUUUGUACCUGUAGCAUCCUACUCUUUCUUACGUAGGAAUUGGCUUCUGUAAAGCUUAACAACUAAGCACAAUUACGUACAAUUACAAUUUACAAUUAGCUUUAGAAUAACCUGCAACGUAUAGGAGGCACGUGCUAUAAAAUUGAGUUUGUCGGCAGCCUUAUUCAAAAAGACCGGCCGUCCGAGGGUCCCGCCAUUUCCGAUCGGUAAUCCUUGCACGACAGAAUUAGUGGCCAACUAGCCAAUCAGAUAGCCUGUAGGUCCCUUAUCCCCCUUUGUUGGCGUGGAGUUUUAAUGAACCAGACCCAAACACUCGCUCUCUCAACUUUUUUUUUCCAUCUUCACGAGAUUCGCCAAUCGUGAUUUUCAUAAAUCUUUCCUCGUCUCUUUUCCCUUUUUAGUCUCGUACCCUUUUUCUUUUUACACUGUCCACUACUGACUAUUGAGUCAAUUGUAGGGUCAACUAUCUAAUAGCUUAACUUAUUUCUUGUCGCUCCUUCAGAACCAACGUUUCUCCUUUUACUACUUAGGAGGCUUCGCUCGUCGUAACAGACUUGCGUGUCCCUAUUCUCACCCCGAGACCCCCGAGCGCAUUUUUUGCGCGAACUGUAUUAAAACUUCUCAAUUCACUUUGAGGAUCGAAUCGAUUGUGCUAUACCAUGGCUUCACCAGAUUCUGCUGCCCUUUGGGAGGCCCUCCCUAUCCCAACCCUCGACCGACCUUUCGGCGUUCAGCUAUGGCCCUACUUUAGCAAAGCCUUCGAGGCUGUAGUUGGCUAUUCCGCCGACGACUUCCGAUUCGUCACCGGCAAGACACCUAUGUCAACAUUGAAAGAGACGUUGAUUUUCCUCGCUGUAUACUACACUAUCAUAUUCGGUGGUCGGGAGUACAUGCGCGGUCGAGAACCGUUUAAGCUGAGGUCGCUGUUCUUAAUUCACAACUUCUACCUCACCGCUAUUAGUGGUAUUCUCCUAGCUUUGUUCAUUGAACAGCUAUUGCCGACCGUUGUUCGACACGGUAUUUUCUAUGCGAUCUGUGAUGCCGACGGAGGUUGGACACAGCCAUUGGUUGUGCUCUACUACUUGAACUACCUUACCAAGUAUCUUGAGCUCUUGGACACCGUGUUCUUGUUCUUGAAGAAGAAGCCAUUGACCUUCCUCCACUGCUAUCACCAUGGUGCUACUGCUUUCCUCUGCUACACUCAGCUUCUUGGAUCUACCUCGGUUUCGUGGGUUGUUAUUACUUUGAACUUGACUGUCCACGUGGUCAUGUACUGGUACUACUUCCAGAGUGCUCGUGGUAUCCGAAUUUGGUGGAAGGAGUGGAUCACCCGCCUCCAGAUCAUCCAAUUCAUUAUCGAUCUCGGAUUCGUCUACUUUGCCUCGUACACCUACUUCACGUCCACCUACUUCCGAUGGAUGCCGAACGCGGGCGAAUGCGCCGGAGAAGAGUAUGCCGCUUUCGCCGGUAUUGGAACUCUUACUUCAUACCUCGUCCUAUUCAUCUCGUUCUACUUCGCGACCUACAAGAAGGACCACAAGGCGCCUAGCACUCGCAAGACCCUUCGCCGCAUGUCGCAAGCGCCUCUUCCCGACCACCACGUAAUUACUAGUGCUGGACAGAAGCCAGUAGCUCAGACUACCGGUAUCAAGACCAAUGGUGUAACGACCCGAUCGCGCAAGGCGUAAGCAUAGACUAGAAUUUGCUAGUUAAGCCGCGCCGUCCAGAUCUGGUUUAAAAGACUUGGAUUGGCGAUUUCACUCUUGGGAUUUUUGCAUUCCGGUAUGAAGCGAUUAAACUGGCUCAUGUUUUCAAAAGCCAUCACUUCCUACAACCUUUCGACCAUUGUAUUAGUGGUUUUUAUAAUCGAUGACGACGCAUUUCAUAAACAUAAAAGAGAGGGUACGAGACGGAGGCAAUGGGCGAGGGAGAUGCUAAGGGAUAAGGCUACGUGUGUAGAUAAUUAUACGAUCGGAGAAGAUUUUCUUCUGGCGUUUCGGACGGCUGGGUGAUGACAAAAGCAUCUGAGGAUCUCAUUGGACUUGCAUGGAAGGACGUUUUGCCAUGUCAACCUCAAAUUAUUUGUAUCCCUUAAUGUCGCAACAAAUAACCGGGCCGGCGCUUCGAGUCAAACAAACGAAAAGCAUGUACAAUGGCAGUAAUAAUAAAAAUGACAUUAAUCCAAUUUA